Messenger RNA from Galendromus occidentalis (western predatory mite), 1813 nucleotides. RefSeq names its product cyclin-dependent kinase 16. Gene Ontology annotation, molecular function: ATP binding; cyclin-dependent protein serine/threonine kinase activity. Lineage: Eukaryota; Metazoa; Arthropoda; Arachnida; Mesostigmata; Phytoseiidae. The transcript is spliced from 9 exons. Gene Ontology annotation, biological process: protein phosphorylation. The coding region runs from base 1 to 1290 and encodes 429 amino acids. The record is from RefSeq and is a predicted model, not a curated record. Gene Ontology annotation, cellular component: nucleus; cytoplasm.
AUGUUUCUGGUUCUCGGCGAAGAAAACGAACUGUUUGUUGCAGGUGUGGUGCACGAGCACCCUCGAGUGAUGGGCUCCGAUGGCGAAAGCGAGGAAGCUUCGGGAGCAUCAGAUGAUCUCGUCCGCAUGCGUCACAAAAACGUCUCACGGGUAUCCAAAGAAGACAUCUCGAAACGACUGUCGCUACCUGCUGACCUACACUUGCCGGAAACUUUUCUCGCCAAGAGCCCCGUUUCCGCCAUUCUCGAGGGACCCCUCACUCGGAAUAUUCGUCGACAGAGUUUGGCUGAAAUUGGGUUCGGGCGAAGCGAGACGUACACAAAGUUAGAUAAACUCGGCGAGGGAACCUAUGCCACCGUAUACAAAGGCCGAUCCAAGCUGACCAAUAACCUCGUCGCUCUCAAGGAAAUACGGCUCGAACACGACGAAGGAGCACCCUGCACAGCGAUCCGGGAAGUUUCCUUGCUGAAAGACCUCAAGCACAAUAAUAUCGUCACACUCCAUGAUGUAGUGCAUACAGAGAAGAGUCUCACACUCGUGUUUGAAUACCUCGAGAAAGAUUUGAAGCAGUACAUGGAGGACCAUGGUAACUACAUGACCACGAACAAUAUCAAGAUUUUCCUCUUCCAACUCCUAAGAGGCUUGGCUUAUUGUCACAAGAGGCAAAUACUCCAUCGAGACCUGAAACCACAGAAUCUGUUAAUCAAUGAGAAGGGAGAGCUCAAGUUGGCCGACUUCGGUUUAGCGCGAGCCAAGUCGGUUCCCAUCAAGACGUUUAGCAAUGAGGUUGUCACGCUUUGGUACCGUCCUCCCGACGUCCUUCUCGGGGAAACAAAUUACAACACAUCGAUCGAUAUGUGGGGCGUGGGCUGUAUUUUCUACGAGAUGGCCGACGGCAGACCUCUAUUCCCAGGGAUCGACGUUAGGGAUCAGCUGGAGAACAUUUUCAAGGUACUCGGCACCCCGACGGAAGAGAGAUGGCCAGGAAUAAUGGAGAACGAAAAUUUCCUGAGAUAUAUGUUUUUGAGUCAGUCAGUAGACAUUCAUAAUAGAGUUCCCAGACUAGGUCAGGAUGGUAUCAAUCUUCUCUUCGCACUCCUCCGGUACGAGCCGAAAAAACGGAUCUCAGCAGCGGAAGGCAUGCGGCACCCCUACUUCGAUUCUUUCGGACCGAAUAUCCUCAAGUUGCCGGAUACGGCCUCAAUUUUCACCCUGCCCGGCGUAGCGUUAUCUAAAACGAGUCAAAACUCGCGGAUCGAGGCUAAGAGACAUUCCUUGCUAAGUCUAUAGUGAACUUUCAUCGCCAAGAAACGACCGACUCGGUGCUGAGAAAUUUGUGCAUCAAGGGACGACUUCCCAUGCUCCAAUCAAUCGAAUUAUGAUAACCGCCAACCCUUCAGUCGGACUUCGACAUCGACGGGUCGACUAAGCCGGGAACGAGCCCGAAGUGAAUAUUGUCCGAGCUGAAAGAAAUUCUCAAAACGUCCGCUGGAUAACCUUGAAGAAAUGUAUAAAGGUUUUUGAUACCCUGUACUACUGUACAUAGGCAGAAUCCGUGCAGAGCUCAAUCGAGCGAACAUAUCUACCAUCCGUGGAUUCCGUUUCCCACCUCACCGUAGACCUGAUGGCGAUGAUGACAGGAGCAACAUGACCGCGAUGAUCAUCGACCGGAGUGAUAUGACCGUCCGCCUGGUUGACACACUUGAUUGUUGAUCACGUAUCUUCUAGCUCAAUUCUAUUCGACCAAGCACGAGAUUCGAAUUGGUGCGAACAUACCUUUCUGCAGUGUAAGUGCAGAAGAAUCGGACGAGAG